Tachyglossus aculeatus (Australian echidna) is the source of this 2029-nucleotide messenger RNA. It is a transcript of the gene EYA4, whose product is annotated as EYA transcriptional coactivator and phosphatase 4. Gene Ontology annotation, biological process: positive regulation of DNA repair; multicellular organism development; negative regulation of extrinsic apoptotic signaling pathway in absence of ligand. The coding region runs from base 47 to 1966 and encodes 639 amino acids. Gene Ontology annotation, molecular function: protein tyrosine phosphatase activity. The transcript is spliced from 19 exons. Gene Ontology annotation, cellular component: nucleus. The record is from RefSeq and is a predicted model, not a curated record. Lineage: Eukaryota; Metazoa; Chordata; Mammalia; Monotremata; Tachyglossidae.
AAGACUCCUCUUCUUGGGGAGGGAAAGAGAGAAGUGAGAAAACCCCAUGGAAGACCCCCAGGAUUUAAAUGAACAAUCAGUAAAGAAGACGUGUGCAGAAUCAGAUGUUUCAGAGCCUCAGAACUCCAGGUCUAUGGAAAUGCAGGACCUAGCAAGCCCUCAUUCUCUUGUUGGAAGUAGUGAUACUCCUGGUAGCUCCAAACUGGAUAAAUCUAAUCUCAGCAACACAUCAGUUACCACAAAUGGAACAGGAGGAGACAACAUGACGGUUUUAAAUACUGCAGACUGGUUGCUGAGUUGUAGCACUGCCUCUUCUGCUACAAUGUCUCUUCUUCCAGUCAAAACAGAGCCUAUGAACAGCAGUGAAACAACAACGACAACUGGAGAUGGAGCGCUUGACACUUUUACUGGGUCAGUUAUAACAAGUAGCGGCUACAGUCCAAGAUCUGCACAUCAGUAUUCCCCACAGUUGUAUCCCUCUAAGCCCUACCCACACAUUCUUUCUACACCAGCAGCUCAAACAAUGUCUGCCUAUGCGGGACAGACUCAGUAUUCAGGAAUGCAGCAACCAGCGGUCUAUACAGCUUACUCCCAGACAGGACAGCCUUACAGCUUACCAACUUACGAUUUAGGAGUCAUGUUACCAGGCAUCAAGACGGAAAGUGGACUUUCCCAAACACAAUCAUCCCUCCAGAGUGGAUGCCUCAGUUACAGCCCUGGUUUUUCCACACCCCAGCCAGGCCAAACACCUUAUUCUUACCAAAUGCCAGGCUCCAGUUUUGCACCAUCAUCUACAAUUUAUGCAAACAAUUCGGUCUCUAGUUCAACAAACUUCACUAGCACACAGCAGGAAUAUCCAUCCUACACUGCCUUUGGCCAAAACCAGUAUGCGCAGUAUUAUUCAGCAUCAACCUAUGGAGCGUACAUGACUUCAAACAACACAGCGGAUGGCACAUCUUCAUCAUCAUCUACUUAUCAGUUGCAAGAAUCUCUCCCUGGACUGACCAGUCAACCAGGAGAGUUUGAUACAGUACAGAGCCCUUCCACCCCAAUCAAAGAUCUUGAUGAGAGAACAUGUAGGAAUUCUGGCUCAAAAAGUCGAGGACGAGGACGGAAGAAUAAUCCAUCACCCCCACCCGACAGUGACUUGGAGCGUGUUUUUGUUUGGGAUUUGGAUGAAACCAUCAUCGUUUUCCACUCACUGCUUACAGGGUCCUAUGCACAGAAGUAUGGCAAGGAUCCACCAAUGGCAGUAACUCUUGGGCUUCGGAUGGAGGAAAUGAUUUUUAAUCUUGCCGACACACAUUUAUUUUUUAAUGAUUUAGAGGAAUGUGAUCAGGUUCAUAUAGAUGAUGUGUCUUCUGAUGAUAACGGGCAGGAUUUAAGUACCUACAGUUUUGCAACUGAUGGCUUCCAUGCAGCUGCAAGUAGUGCAAACCUUUGUUUGCCAACAGGUGUAAGAGGAGGAGUAGACUGGAUGAGGAAGCUGGCUUUCCGAUACCGACGAGUAAAAGAAUUAUAUAAUACCUACAAGAACAACGUGGGAGGUCUCCUUGGUCCUGCAAAAAGAGAUGCUUGGUUGCAAUUAAGAGCAGAGAUUGAAGCUCUAACAGAUUCCUGGCUGACAAAUGCACUUAAAUCUUUAUCUAUUAUUAGUACGAGGAGUAACUGUGUAAAUGUCUUGGUAACGACAACCCAACUUAUCCCAGCCCUGGCAAAGGUCCUGCUAUAUAGUUUAGGUGGCGCUUUUCCUAUUGAAAACAUUUACAGUGCAACUAAAAUAGGCAAAGAAAGCUGUUUUGAGCGUAUAGUGUCCAGAUUUGGCACUAACAUAACUUAUGUUGUGGUUGGAGAUGGCCGAGAUGAGGAACAUGCAGCUAAUCAGCACAACAUGCCCUUUUGGAGAAUAUCAAGUCAUUCAGACCUCUUGGCUCUACAUCAAGCACUGGAACUAGAGUAUUUGUAACUGUAUUCUAUGGUUGGAGAUCCUUUUUUAUAUCUCAACUACACUGAAUUUUUAUGUGUGAUU